Messenger RNA from Aspergillus neoniger CBS 115656, 2165 nucleotides. Its product is annotated as C2H2-type zinc finger protein. Gene Ontology annotation, biological process: regulation of transcription by RNA polymerase II. Gene Ontology annotation, cellular component: nucleus. Gene Ontology annotation, molecular function: DNA-binding transcription factor activity, RNA polymerase II-specific; RNA polymerase II cis-regulatory region sequence-specific DNA binding. Bases 294 to 2027 code for a protein of 577 amino acids. The transcript is spliced from 5 exons. NCBI's taxonomy places the organism in Eukaryota, Fungi, Ascomycota, Eurotiomycetes, Eurotiales, Aspergillaceae. The record is from RefSeq and is a predicted model, not a curated record.
GUUGGACGAUCUCUGCAUUGCCGACCUUGAUUGCAGUCUGUUUGAUUGGUAAGAGUAUCUCUGUUUCCGCUCGCGUGGUGUGGAGGGCAAGCUAACUUGCCACUUGCGUGCUCUGCGUCAGACAAAGACAGGCACACCCCAGAUCAUCCUACUCCUUUCCCCCCCGCCUCAGAGCUUCUCUGACGGUUUGUCCCGUUCACCAUCCCCUCUUCAGUGUGAUAAUUGUUCAGCCUCGCGGUUGACUGGGGACUCUUUCGGUCUAUCAUCUAAGCCUGUCGAUCGUCAUCGACACCAUGGCUUCUCACACGAAGAAAGACGAUUUCUGCCUUGAAUGCCACUGGGAGGCGUUCCACCUCGAUGGAAAAGAGGCAGAAGAUGUCUCGGAGGCACAGCCAGUCCAAUGGAAUUGCUCCGACCAGGUACAUCACACCCCGGUGCCGCCAUGCAAUGGGGAUGACGACUGCAAUGUCGAGGAGGACUGUUGUGAUGUCGACGACUGUUCCAUCACCUGCCCCUCCGUCUGCGACGGCUUCAUUGAAUGUGGUGAUGCUGCAGUGUGCUCCGUGUCGCAUUGCGACGAAGAUCAUUGCGAGAACACCGACCCGGUCUGCUUUGAUGAACACUGCUUCGGUACGGGCACCAAUAUUGAUGGCGAACACAGUUUGGAGUCACUAUUAGGGUUGGGAACUCCUCUCAAUCUCGACACAGCUGACCUACUCUCCCCGACUUCCAUGCCACAAUCGCAGGUAGAGCAGCACAAGACCAUGACACAGCCCACGGGCAUGGUACCCUCUGCACCGAGUGAUGCAUUCUUCAACCCUUAUGCACCUGCGUCUCACUGUCACUCCCACAGUCAUCAGCAUUUUCACUGCCAUGAUAUAUCCAAGGAUGCUCACCAUGCAGCAAAUCCGUGGUUACCUCUGCAGAAUGCAGUCAACCCGGCGGAUGUGUUCCACAUGAUGUGCCCUGACCUGUCUGCGUGCCAUCAAUUCCACGUCCACGAAGUGCAGAACUGCCCUGAGCAGGACAAACCUGCCGAUGAUGCGGCCUCGAACUCGUUUACCUGCUUCCACAUCCCUCAUCAUCCUCACCACCACCAUCCUCCGAACGAAGUGAAGAACCCAGCUCCGGCGCAGAAGCCAACCAAUAAUUGGAAGCCAUGCCGCACGCAUGUUCAUCGGUGUCGCACGCACGGACACCAUGUACAUUCCUAUUCACCUUACUCGCGCCACUCACGGUCCAGUGUGAGUUCCCAGUUGAGCCCGGGAGAGACGCCGCCCCCGCUGGAAGGGGGUACCUCAUCCGUCUUGACCAGUCCGGAAUACACUCCCGAUACCGAGAUAUACAUCUGCCGGUGGUCCUCGAAAGCCGACGGGACCAAGCUGCCCUGCGGCGCCACCUUUGCCGAUGCAUGCGGUCUACAGGAGCAUCUGGUGGCGUGCCACAUGGCGACCGUAGAUGGCGCCAAGGGUACGGGAUAUUACUGCUGCUGGGACGGGUGUCACCGGCCGGAUGAGCCGUUUUCGCAAAAGUCGAAGCUGCAGGGGCAUUUUCUGACUCACAGUAAUUAUAAAAACUUCAAAUGCUCUGUCUGUGGAAAGAUGUUUGCCCGACAGGCAACAUUGGAGCGGCACGAGCGGAGCCACCGAGGCGAGAAGCCGUACAAGUGUACCGAGUGUGGAAAGUCGUUUACCGACAGCAGCGAGCUGAAAACGCAUUCGCGGACGCACACGGGCGAGAAGCCAUUUAAAUGCACGUAUCCGGGGUGUAACUUCCAAACUGGUGAUUCAUCCAAUAUGUCCAGCCACCGAUUGAGUAUGUACACCGUAGACAGAUUUAUGCAGUCGAUACUAACUGGACUAGCACACGGCGAGCGUCGACACAAGUGCCACCACGCAGGAUGCACCAAGAGCUUCACGCGACACGACCAACUCAAACGACACUUAAGAACUACGCACAAAGAAGAUAUCUCACUGGGUACACCGAUGCCGGAUGACUUCGGACUUGCCUUCGCCGAAGUGGCGUGAGAGCAGCACAGACGGGCACCAGGCGCAGAUCAACGGGGAGGGAAUAUACAUACAUACGUGAUUUCUAAUACCGGAUUGAUGGGAUUGGAUAUAAAACGGAGUACGGCGGCGAAACAGGACAACUGAAUGAGCGAGUGA